Messenger RNA from Micromonas commoda, 1544 nucleotides. RefSeq lists its product with no specific name. Gene Ontology annotation, molecular function: flavin adenine dinucleotide binding; UDP-galactopyranose mutase activity. The coding region runs from base 160 to 1476 and encodes 438 amino acids. The record is from RefSeq and is a predicted model, not a curated record. Lineage: Eukaryota; Viridiplantae; Chlorophyta; Mamiellophyceae; Mamiellales; Mamiellaceae. The transcript has a single exon.
GCCGGUUCGUGCCGUCGAACGCUCGCACUCGCGACGCUCGCGCGAAAACCGCGAAUCGACCGAUCGCGUCGGUCACCUUCGCGUCCUCGUACUCGCGCCUCCGCCUCGACCUCCGACGGGAUCCCGUCAAGAUCGGCACCUGCUGGCGAUUAAUCCGAGAUGACCACCCUCGGCAACGAUGAGUGGGCGGGCAUGGACCUCAGUGUUCGCCGGGGCAACGACCACGACCCCAGCUGGUUCGCGGGGCUUAACGGGCUCGCGGACGAGUACGACAUGAUCAUCGUCGGCGCCGGCAUCAGCGGGUGCGUCUUCGCCGAGCGCGGCAGCAAGGAGCUCGGCCUGAAGUCCCUGAUCAUCGACAAGCGCGACCACAUCGGCGGCAACUGCUACGAUUUCAUCAACAAGCACGGCUUCAGGGUGUCCCAGUACGGCGUCCACCUCUUCCACACCAAAUUCGACCGCGUUUGGGAAUACGUCAACAGGUUCAGCGACUGGAUACCCUACGAGCACAGGGUGAAGGGCAAGGUGAAGGACAUCCGCGACGAGUACCAGAUCGUGCCCAUUCCCCCGUCCCAGGAGACCGUCAACAAGCUGUUCGACGCGAACGUGCACACCGAGGAGGAGAUGGAGGCGUGGCUCGACGCGAGACGCAGCGUCAACCCCGACCCGAAGAACGGCGAGGAGUCCGCGCUGACCCGGUCCGGCCCCGAGCUGUACGAGGCCAUCUUCAAGCACUACACCCACAAGCAGUGGGACAAGUGGCCGGAGGAGCUCGACGCGUCCGUGCUCGCGCGCAUUCCCGUCCGCACCAACAGGGACGACAGGUACUUCUCGGACCAGCACCAGGCGCUGCCCAAGGACGGGUACACGCGCAUCUUCGAGAACAUGAUCAUGUCCGACCCGAACAUCACCGUCCGACUCAACGUGGACUUUUUCGAGCAGAGAGCCGCCCUCCCCAAGUGCGGACUCACCGUCUUCACCGGGCCCAUCGACGCCUACUACGCCUCGCAGGGCCUGCCCAAGCUCGAGUACAGGUCACUCCGGUUCUUCGAGGAGUACCACGAGCCCGACGCGUCGGAUAAGUCCCCGCACCCCGGGUUUUACCAGCCGUGCCUGCAGCUCAACUACCCGGGGCCCGAGGUGGACUUCACCCGCAUCGUCGAGUACAAGCACAAGCCCAAUCAGCCGGCGGAGGCGAAGCAGUCGAAAGGGACGGUCAUAUUCAAGGAGUACAGCUGCGACGUCGGCGAGCCCUACUACCCCGUGCCCAACCCCGCCAACAGGGAGCUCUACGAGCGGUACCAGGCUCUGGCAAAGGACGAACCCGGCGUGUGCUUCGUCGGAAGACUGGCGUCGUACAAGUACUUCAACAUGGACCAGGCGUUCCUCAACGCGCUCGAGUGCUGGGACGAGGUCAAGGCCGGGGGUAAGGUGGCGGCGAGGACGGAGCUCGGCGAGCCGGACGGGCCCAAGUAAAAGCGAGAGCGACAUUCUUUCAUUUUUUAAAGACGUUGGAAUGUGUAUUGCAGGCAUGUUCGUGGUUC